Aspergillus steynii IBT 23096 is the source of this 960-nucleotide messenger RNA. Its product is annotated as glycoside hydrolase family 43 protein. The record is from RefSeq and is a predicted model, not a curated record. Bases 1 to 960 code for a protein of 319 amino acids. The transcript has 4 exons. Lineage: Eukaryota; Fungi; Ascomycota; Eurotiomycetes; Eurotiales; Aspergillaceae.
AUGCCUCGACCCUCGACUGGCGCCCUUCGGAAGAAGGCCGAUGCCGACAAGGUGGGCUACCUGGGGGUCUACUGGACCACCGACGACGAGAGCGUCUACUUUUCCCUGAGCGACAACGACGCCCCCUUGGAUUUUGAGACCAUCAACGGUGGCAAGCCCGUCCUGUCGCCCACCCUGGGCUCUAAGGCCAUUCGCGACGCCUCCAUCAUCGCCGGCGUCGGCGAUGACGCCGGCAAGUACUACAUCAUCGGCACCGACCUGGAUAUCGGAUCGACCAACUGGGGGGAUGCCGUGCGGACGGGGUCGCGCGGAAUCUUCGUCUGGGAGAGCACCGAUCUGGUCAACUGGACCGACGAGAGAUUGGUGACGGUCGAGGACGAAACGGCCGGCAUGGUGUGGGCUCCGGACGCCGUGUGGGAUGCGUCUCAAGAGCAAUACCUGGUGCAUUGGGCAUCCCAAUUUUAUGCCUCCGACGACCCGGACCACACCGGGGAUCCGACGACCACCCACGUCCUUCGUUAUGCAUAUACUAGCGACUUCCGCACCUUCGGCGAGCCCAAGACCUACAUCGAUCAUCAGACCAGCACGGUGAUUGACCUGGCCUUCCUGCCGGUCGAUGACGAUACUUUCCUGCGCUUCUACGUCGACGGCAACACCACGAGCCCCGUCGUGGAAGUGAGCAACGACGGUCUCUUUGGCGACUGGGCCGCGCCGACGGGCAGCGUGCGGGACAGUGCCAGCUACGAGGGACCGUAUGCCUUCUGGGACAACGUGGAAGAGGGCAAGGCGUAUCUGCUCUGCGACCGAGUCGGCAGCAGCCCCGGAAUUGCGGCGUGGGAAUCAACCGACGUAACCUCGGGCGAGUUUGCCAGAGACUCGUCCAGCGAUUUGACCUUUAUGAGACAUGGAUCCGUGCUCCCCGUCACGCAAGAGCAGUACGACGCCUUGUCAGGUCUCUAG